CUUCUAGUAGAAACACUUCAUGGGCGCAGGCGACCGAAAGGGGGUAAACACAAUUUGUUUGUGUGUUUAUUACAAAAAAAGUGUAUCCUAUAUAUUUUGGGGGGUAUUUGAGGAGUAACAGAAGCGGCGAUUGUUCCUGAACUAUUGAAAGCUAAAUCUGUAUAACCUGGACCUCAGAAAGCCAGAAAGAUAAGAGGGCCUAUCAAAUAUGUCCUCCUCCCAGUCGUCUUCAAGGCGGCAGUGGUGCUGUUACCUUUGCGAUUUGCCUAAGAUGCCAUGGGCUAUGAUCUGGGACUUUAGCGAGACUGUCUGCCGAGGCUGUGUGAAUUAUGAAGGGGCAGACCGUAUUGAAUUCCUCAUAGAGACGGCCAGGCAUUUGAAAAUAACUCAUGGUAUGCAGGGUGACAGGUCCCCGGGUCCACAGCCCACCAAACAUGGCCCAGGUGGAAGAGAUGGACCUAUGGAGGGUGGUAGGCCACCUCCUGAACGCUUUGAAAGGGGUAGAGGGGACUACGGAGCCCCAGCACGGCUCCCCAACGGUCUGCACAGAAUCGAUGAUGGGGGCCCACAACAAGAUGUCAGUGGACAGAGCCCUAACAACGCCAGACGACCCAUGGUGUGUACCGUUCCACCCAAUUUAAUGACACAAGGCCUUGUGGGGGCUCCGCACGGGUUGCUAGCAGCUGUGCCCGGUUUAAAUACCAGAGUCGGGGGAACCCCCCUCACCCUCUCUGCCCCCAUGCUGAACGAGAUCACCAAGAGGCAGCUGAGCAUGGGCAUGGGUGUGGCCUCCUUCCUGAGCCCUGAGUUUGAGAAGGAGCUGAGGGAGAAGCAGAGGAACGCAGAGGCUCUGGCCGAGCUGUCAGAGAGUGUACGGAACCGAGCAGAUGACUGGGCCGGCCGACCCAAGGCUGUACGAGGGGCCCUGCUCACCCUCUCCGGCUGCACCCCCUUCAACGUGCGCUUCAAGAAGGACCACAGCCUGGUGGGGCGGAUCUUUGCCUUCGAUGCCAAGCUGACGCUGGACUUUGAGCUGAAAAUCUUUGCAGAGUACCCUUGCGGCUCGGGGUAUAUGUUCUCCAGCUUGGCGGCGCUGGUCAAGCAGAUGUUCCACGACAGCCAGAAAGACUCUGGGAACAAGGUGAUCAACUUGGGCCUGAAGUAUGUGGAGUACGAGAAAAGGCAUGGCGCGGGGGACUGGCGACUGCUCUCUGAGCUACUGAGUGAUUCGGUACGAGCCUUUAAGGACACCCCCGGCCCUGACGUUCUCCCCCAGCCCUACCUGGACACCAGCUGCUCCAUGCUGCCCACAGCGCUGUGUCACAUGGCCCGCUCGGCACCACCAGCCCGCCUGCGCCGGAGGAAGGCUUCCCCAGAGCUCCAGGGUGGAGAGGUAGUGACCACAGAAGAGCAGCUCCGGCAGCACUGGCCAAUGGGGAUGUACCCGGGCAUGGCUAUCCACCUAGCUGCCUCCUCCCUACCCAGCACUAGCCAGCCACCUCCUCACCAGGAGGGCUCGGCCUCCCACUCCCACAGCAGCGACCCCUCCCCCAUCACAGCACUGAUGAACGUGGCUGACAACGCGGGUGCAGCCGCUGGUCAGUCACCCAGAGAAGCCCCUAGCAGCAGCAGCAGCAGUAGUGGUGGUGGAGGCCUGGGCCACUCCUCCUUGGCAGUGAGACAAAGCAGCAGCAGCCCCAUGGCAGCCUGCCCUGCAGGGCAGCAGCGCCACCUGGCCUCCAGGAACGGGGAACCCCAGGGAGCUAGCAACUCUACAGGGGGCACCACGGCAGCUCUCCCCCUGGCUGGGGCCUCGGACCAGGGAGCAGGGGACCCCUCCGGCUCCUCUGGUCCCCCUCUCUGCUGCACCAUCUGCCAUGAGCGCUUGGAGGAUACUCACUUUGUCCAGUGCCCGUCUGUUGCGGCCCAUAAAUUCUGCUUCCCUUGCACCAGAGACUUUAUCCGGAGCCAGGGGGCCGGCAGCGAGAUGUUUUGCCCCAGUGGAGAGAGGUGUCCCCUGGUAGGCUCCAACGUGCCCUGGGCCUUCAUGCAGGGAGAGGUCACUACCAUCCUGGCUGGAGACGUCAAGGUGAAGAAGGAGCGCGACCCCUAAAUCCUCUGGGACACCUGACUGCUGUUGAUGCCUGAGUGGAGCAGCAGCCUGGUGCCUGCAGAUAACGACAAUCUCAACAGGUUCUCGCCACUUCACAGCCAAUCACCACGACAAUCCACCAGGUUUCCCCACCCCACAGCCAAUCACCACGGCAAUCCACCAGGUUUUCCCCACCUCACAGCUAACCAACAUGACAAUCCACCAGAUUCUCCCCACCUCGCAGCCAAUCAUCAUACACCUCUACCUCCAUGGGGCAGGCCUUACACUACCACACCACUGUCUGGUUGGAUAGAGGGUGACCAUACCCCCAGCCCUUGCUCACCUCUAAUACCUAAUUCACCCCUUUGUCCCUCAAACAUCAACUUAUUAGUAUUAGUCACUGACUUUAUAAACCAGUGGACCAUGGUUGGGAAGUAUGCACUUCAUCUAGGGCUUCCGAGUGGCGCAGCGGUCUAAGGCACUGCAUCUCAGUGCUAGAGGCGUCACUACAAACCCUGGUUCGAUUCCAGGCUGUAUCACAACCGGCCGAUUGGGAGUCCCAUAGGGCGGCGCACAAUUGGCCCAGCGUCGUCCGGGUUUGGCCAGGGUAGGCCGUCAUUGUAAAAUAAGAAUUUGUUCUUAACUGACUUGCCUAGUUAAAUAAAGGUUAAAUCAAAUAAAUCUGUCCUGUUUAUAGUUGAUUUUAGGUCUGUUUUCUGUUUCGUGGAACAUCUUUCUAAUAGAUCUCUGAGUGGCAUUGAGAAAGACUGAUGACUUCCCUAAACCUUCCAGCAACGUAUAGACUUGGACUGUUCCUCUUGUGACCGUUUUUUGGGAGUUUGUUUUGCGUCACAUUUGCCCUUUAUGUAAAACUGACUUUUUACUGUUACGGAGCUAUUUGUUUGCUCUUUGCUGAAACCUCAAACCAGCAGUUAAUGUAUGUCGCCAUCGAUUUCUAAGACAGAAACGGGGACUUUCAGUGCUACGCGAUACAAUAAGAUGGCUUUCACAGUGCCCAACAAAGAUGCUUUAUCCAGCAUGUAAGAAGUGGGAUGGAUACCUCUCUAUUUUAUACUGAAUGUAAGACGAUCUCUCUCGAUGGUAAUAGAUGUGCAAUCUAUAGUUUUGAUACAAUACUGCUUGUGUAGCCUAUACACGUGCGUAGAAACCAAAGAUAGAUUCAUGUUAAAGUAGAUUUACAGUGCCUAUAGAAAUUCUACACCCCCUUGAACUUUCUUCACAUUUUGUUGUGUUACAAAGUAGGAUUGAAAUAGAUUUCAUUGUAAAAAUGGAUCAACACAAAAUAGUCCGUAAUGUCAAAGUGAAAAGAACAUUUUGAAAAUGUUUUACAAAUGAAAUAACAAAAAUAAUUAUUCACUGUUAUUCAAUGUUGCAUAAUUAUUCAGCUCCUUUAUUUAGGCGAGUCUAAAUUAGUUCGGAAGCUUGACAUAGGCAAAGACUGGGGAGGUUUUCAGGAUGAAAAGAAACGGGAUGGAGCUAAACCUGCUUGAGGAAAACCUGCUUCAGUCUGCUUGUACACCAGACACUGGGAGAGAAAUUCACCUUUCAGAAGGACAAUAACCUACAACACAAAGUCAAAUCUAAACUGGAGUUGUUAACCAAGAAGACAGUGAAUGUUCCUGAGUGGCCAAUUUGCAGUUUUGACUUAAAUCUGCUUGAAAAUCUAUGGCAAGACUUGAAAAUGGCUGUCUAGCCAUGAUCCCAAACACCUUGACAGAGCUUGAAGAAUUUUGAAAAGAAUAAUGGGCAAAUAUUCCACAAUACAUGUGUGCAAAGCUCUUUUGAGACUUACUCAAGAGACUCAUAAUCGCUGCCAAAGGUGAUUCUAACAUGCAUUGACUCAGGGGGGUGAAUACUUAACCAAUCGAGGUAUAUUAGUGUUUGAUUUUGAAUUUGUCUUAAAAAUAAUAAUAAUAAUAAUGUACUUUGACAUUAUAUUACAGUAUUUUGUGUAGAUUGUUGAAAAAAAAAAAGUGAAUCCAACUGUGUAAUGUAACAAAAUGUGAAAACAAAGUUCAAGGGGGUUGUAGACUUUCUGUAAUCUUACUAUUUUUGUGUUAAAUUACUUUAUUUCAAUAUGUGCCAGGGAAAUAGUGGGUGAAAUGGUUCUUGUUAUGAUAGUUAUAGGUUAUCUGUUAACUGAAGUUGUAGAGGGUGUAGAGAUUAAACUAAUAUUGUGUACUUUAUGAUGUUUAAUUUAAAGGAAUUUACUCUAUGUAAAGUCAAAGGUUUUUUUUCUAUAUUGACUGAGAUUCAAGUUUUUCACGUGAUCCUCUUGAUUAUUUUUUAAAAAGUUCUAUAAAAUCCCUGUUUUAUGCUCUGUUUUACCAAUGAAUUUAACUCUUUGAAUUGUUUGAAAGAUAAUAUAUACAUGUAUAUCAAAAUACCUCUCUGUCAGGUUUUCCUUAACCUUUUAUGUUCGUCACCAAAAUUAAUAUAUUAAUUGAAUUAUCAAUUUGCAAAGCUGGUGCCAAUCAAUACCUUACCAUGUGCAUGUGUAAAUAUGAAAUUGAAUGAGGACAAGACAUCAAGCCAUUGCUGAUCACAUUGGCAUGAAUGUAUACUGUACACUAGUAGCUGUAUCUGAAAGUGUAUGUAGUACUAAAAUUAGGCCUCUUAGUUAUCUAAAAUAUGGUAAGUCAAAUGUAGCCCUCACAACAAAAAAUGAAUUUCCUACAAAAGCACUAUGUUCAUCCAACUUUCCUCAAGUGAUUGGGAGUCCCAUAGGGCAGCGCACAAUUGGCCCAGUGUUGGCCCGAGGUAGGCCGUCAUUGUAAAUAAGAAUUUGUUCAUAACUGACUUGCCUAGCUAAAUUAAAAAAUACAUUUUAAAAAGGUGCAUUUAAUGACAUCCUCUGUCUGAAAGCACUUGUAAAAAAUAUUUUUACAAAUCAUACAAAAUAGGAGUAUUUUGUAUUUGGCCCCUAAAUUAGUAAAGAUUGAUUGUCUUGCCUUUCUAUUAUUAUGGUCCUGUCUGCCAUGGACUCCUGUUGAGUUGCUUAUCUCAACACAGUUCAAGGUUAAAGCUUGUAUAUUCCAACUCUAUUUCUACUUGACACUAGCCUAUUUCUGCCCUUAUUUUUUUUGUUAUUUAAAAAAAAGAAUCCCUUAACUGACAAGGUAAAAAAUCUGUCGUUCUGCCCCUGAACGAGGCAGUUAACGCACUGUUCCUAGGCUGUCAUUGUAAAUGAGAAUUUGUUCUUAACGGACUUGUCUAGUUAAAUAAAACCCUGAAUGUCGGCUAUAGGACUGGGUGUCCCUUUUUAAUUGUUCAUGCAACUUUCAGUUUCAUUUCAUAUACAGUACUAGUCAAACGUUUGGACAGACCUGCUCAUUCAUGGUUUUUCCUUUAUUUGACUAUUUUCUACAUUGUAGACUAAUAGUGAAGACAUCAAAACUGAAAUAACACAUGGAAUCAUGUAGUAACCAAAAAAGUGUUAAACAAAUCAAAAUAUAUUUGAGAUUCUUCAAAGUAGUCACCCUUUGCCUUGACAGCUUUGCACACUUGGCAUUCUUUCAUUCAGCUUCAUGGGGUAAUCUCUUGGAAUGCAUUUCAAUUAACAGGUGUGCCUUGUUAAAAGUUAAUUUGUGGAAUUUCUUUACUUCUUAAUAUGUUUGAGCCUAUCAGUUGUGUUGUGAGGAUAAGUUCAUUAGAGUUACCAUCCUCUCAACAUCAACUGUUCAGAGGAGACUGGGUGAAUCAGGCCUUCAUGGUCAAAUUGCUGCUCAAGGACACCAAUAAGAAGAGACUUGCUAGGGCCAAGAAACAAGAGCAAUGGACAUUUGACCAGUGUAAAUCUGUCCUUUGGUCUAAAUUAGCAAUUUUUGGUUCCAACCGCCAUGUCUUUGUGAGACGCAGAGUAGUUGAACAGAUGAUCUCUGCAUGUGUGGUUCCCACUGUGAAGCAUGGAGGAGGAGAUGAGAUGGUGUGGGGGUGCUUUGCUGGUGACACUGUCUGUGAUUUAUUUAGAAUUCUAGGCACACUUAGCUAGCAUGGCUACCAGAGCAUUCUGCAGUGAUACGCCAUCCCAUCUGGUUUGCGCUUAGUAGGACUAUCAUUUGUUUUUCAACAGGACAAUGACCCAAAACACACCUCCAGGCUGUGUAAGGGCUAUUUGACCAAGAAGGAGAGUGAUGGAGGGCGGCAUCAGAUUACCUGGUUUCCACCCAACCUCAACCCAAUUGAGAUGGUUUGGUAUGAGUUGGACUGCAGCGUGAAGGAAAAGCAGCUAACAAGUGCUCAGCAUAUGUGGAAACUCCAAGACUGUUGGAAAAGCAUUCCAGGUGAUUACCUCAUACAGCUGGUUGAGAGAAUGCCAAGAGUGUGCAAAGCUGUCAAGGCAAAGGGGAGCUACUUUGAAAAAUCUCAAUUUUUGUACAUUUAUUUGUUUAACACUUUUUUUGGUUACUACAUGAUUCCAUGUGUUCAUAGUUUUGAUGUCUUCACUAGUAUUCUACAAUUUAGAAAGCAUUUUUUUUUUAUAAAGAGAAACCCUUGAAUGAGUAGGUGUGUCAACUUUUGACUGGUACUGUAUAUAUUGUUUUUCUUCAUUGGGUGUAAAUGUCACUUUUGAUUUGUUAUUUUUCAUGAAGCUUCUACGUAAUUGACGACAAAUUUGAAGCAUAAAUAAAAUUAAAAUAUAAAUACUGCCACGGUUUUAUACUGUGUAGCAAAGGUA
Oncorhynchus kisutch (coho salmon) is the source of this 6791-nucleotide messenger RNA. RefSeq names its product interferon regulatory factor 2-binding protein 1. The transcript has 2 exons. Lineage: Eukaryota; Metazoa; Chordata; Actinopteri; Salmoniformes; Salmonidae. Gene Ontology annotation, cellular component: nucleus. Gene Ontology annotation, molecular function: transcription corepressor activity. Gene Ontology annotation, biological process: regulation of transcription by RNA polymerase II. The record is from RefSeq and is a predicted model, not a curated record. Bases 209 to 2113 code for a protein of 634 amino acids.